ACCCUGAAGCUCCACCCACGGUCGCCGGCUCACGUCCCGGCGAGGAACCAUGCAACGCAACCAUUGCAGUUCCAAGCCCAAGAGACGGGCUUCAGCAUGUCUGGCCCAGUCUACCGAGAGAAUUGCCGUGCAAGCACUUUUUGGAAUUGCUGCUGGCGCCACUAGACUUGGCAGCGGUCAAGGUCUGCGCGAGCCACCAGGUUCGUGUCAGCCGUUGUCCGCCCUGAUGUCAUUGAUGCUCCCAUGCAGUUAGCCCCUCUCAAAGGAUGUGCAGAAAGACGCCAAGAUGGGGGAGGCAAUAACUGUCGUCGUAGCCCAAAUGACCCUGAUGUGGUCUUUGAGCCUUCGAGCCCGGCAUUAAGUGCCAGAAAAGACGUUUGUUUAGCGACGACAUUAGUUCUAGCACACGAAUCGUCGUUGACCCAAGGGGGAGCAACUCUGCUACUAGCCAGCCUAGGUCCAAACGCUAAUCAUACAUUCUCACAGAAGGAAGUUAGCCCAGCAACCGUCUUUGACUCAAGGGCUUAUUCGAAAUCACCUUGCUGUGGUAGGCUGCAGUCAAGUCCUUUGGAGGAGCAGCUACGUCUCGGGUCAGCUAGUAUUGUUCGGACUCGAGCUCAUCUGCACCCAUCCCGUCCUUGCCGUCAUCAAGGGUCAACCACAAUAUCAACAUGCAAUGUCAUGCCACAGGUAGGUGGAAUCACUACCCCAGAAGCAAUCAUAUUUGGGUUCCUGCAAGAGUCGAUGGUUUCGCUGGUGAUGUUCAUUACUUGCGUAAAUGGCAGACCUGUCAGCAUGUGCCAUGUACCACAUGGUUCAGCGUCCGAACCACUUCGCGACAUGACUCGUGCACCGAUGGUUAGUGCCGUCCACUUACUCCUCCACAACGUGGAGCUCGACAGGCCGUGCCUAUUAUACGGAUCCCCCGAACUGGGCCCGUGUGGUCCCUGGGGUCGAAUGCGUUCACAGGCCCAAACAGAGAGCAUGCCGCGCCCCAUUGGGACCCUGUUGCAUAAGACGAUACAACAUCGACUGUAGUACUCCGUAAGGAACAGCCGAUAUUGCCACCUGACCCAGGCUGAGCAACAUGUUGUGACAAGAGUGUUGUCUCAGCAGAU
This is a messenger RNA of Microdochium trichocladiopsis, 1118 nucleotides long. RefSeq lists its product as uncharacterized. The coding region runs from base 244 to 1038 and encodes 264 amino acids. NCBI's taxonomy places the organism in Eukaryota, Fungi, Ascomycota, Sordariomycetes, Xylariales, Microdochiaceae. The record is from RefSeq and is a predicted model, not a curated record. The transcript has 2 exons.